AUCCACAUCCCUCUCUCAUUUUUCUAUUUAUAUUCAGACCAUAAAAAACUGUCAUCUCUCUCUCUAGAAUCUAGAGAGAGAAUCCUUAAAUCACAUAAGGGAAAUCAUGGCGGACGUUAUGAUGAUGAAUGACAUAGAUGAGCGUGCUGCGGCAGCCGGAAUCGAUCUCUCGCAGCUCGAUCUCAGCUCCAUUCAUCUUCCUCCUGGUGAAAAUUUCGGAAUCAUCAGUGAUGAUGAAGAUGUUCACCAACGAGAGCAGCUGGAUUUUGAAGCUGGAUUUAAUAAUAUUAUUGUUGUUGAUAAUCUUCCAGUUGUUCCCAAGGAAAAAUUCGAGAAGCUUGAAGGUGUUAUUCGAAAAAUUUAUAGUCAGAUUGGUGUAAUUAAGGAGGAUGGACUUUGGAUGCCUGUUGAUCCUGAAACACAAAAAACAUUAGGUUACUGCUUCAUUGAGUAUAACACACCUCAGGAGGCUGAGUUAGCCAAGGAGAAGACAAAUGGUUACAAGUUGGACAGAGCACAUAUUUUUGCUGUCAAUAUGUUCGAGGAUUUUGAUAGAUUUAUGAGAGUUCCAGAUGAGUGGGCUCCUCCUGAAUUCAGGCCUUAUGUUCCUGGGGAAAAUCUUCAGCAUUGGCUUACUGAUGAAAAAGCACGAGACCAGUUUGUAAUUCGGGCUGGCUCGGAUACCGAGGUUUUCUGGAAUGACGCAAGACAGUUGAAGCCUGAUCCUGUUUACAAGCGUGCUUAUUGGACAGAGAGUUUUGUGCAGUGGUCCCCACUUGGGACUUACUUGGCAACAGUUCACAGGCAGGGUGCUGCUGUCUGGGGUGGUGCAAGUGCCUUUAAUAGGCUUAUGCGUUAUGCUCAUCCCCAGGUUAAACUGAUCGACUUUUCACCUGGUGAGAAAUAUUUGGUUACCUACAGCAGCCAUGAACCUAGCAAUCCUCAUGAUGCAAAUAGGAUUGUAAUAAAUAUUUUUGAUGUAAGAACUGGCAAAGUGAUGAGAGAUUUCAAGGGAAGUGCUGAUGAAUUUGCCAUUGGAGGAACUGGUGGUGUUGCAGGAGUAUCCUGGCCCAUAUUUAGGUGGGGUGGUGGAAAAGAUGACAAGUACUUUGCCAGAAUUGGGAAAAAUAUGAUAUCUGUCUAUGAAACUGAGACCUUCAGUCUUAUUGACAAGAAGUCUAUGAAGGUUGAAAACAUUAUGGAUUUCAGUUGGUCACCAACUGAUCCCAUUCUUGCACUCUUUGUUCCUGAGCUUGCUGGAGGAAACCAACCUGCUAGGGUUUCCCUUGUUCAAAUUCCUAGUAAAGAGGAAAUGAGGCAGAAGAAUCUUUUUAGUGUUAAUGAUUGCAAAAUGUACUGGCAAAGCAAUGGGGACUAUCUUGCUGUAAAGGUUGAUCGCUACACCAAAUCAAGGAGGACCACAUACACAGGAUUUGAGCUUUUCCGAAUAAAAGAACGAGAUAUACCCAUCGAGGUAUUGGAGCUUGAUAACAAAAAUGAUAAAAUUAUUGCCUUUGCUUGGGAGCCAAAGGGUCACAGGUUUGCGGUUAUUCAUGGGGAUAGCCCAAGGCCUGAUGUAAGUUUUUACUCAAUGAGGACUGCCCAUAAUACUGGUCGAGUUUCAAAGCUCACUACUCUCAAAGGCAAACAAGCAAAUGCUCUUUUCUGGUCACCUGCUGGCCACUAUUUAAUACUUGCUGGACUUAAGGGUUUCAAUGGACAGUUAGAAUUUUAUAAUGUUGAUGAGCUGGAGACCAUGGCAACAACUGAACAUUUUAUGGCCACAGAUAUUGAUUGGGAUCCUACUGGAAGGUAUGUUGCAACUUCAGUGACUUCAGUUCACCAUGAAAUGGAAAAUGGAUUCAAUAUCUGGUCGUUCAAUGGCAAGCUACUUUAUCGAAUCCUCAAGGAUCAUUUCUUCCAGUUCCUGUGGCGCCCAAGGCCACCAUCCUUUUUGAGUCCUGAAAAGGAGGAAGAGAUAGCAAACAAUUUGAAGAAGUACAGUAAGAAAUAUGAGGCAGAGGAUCAGGAUGUUUCAUUGCAAUUGAGUGAGCAAGAUCGUGAGAAACGGAGAAUGUUGAAGGAUGAUUGGGAGAAGUGGGUCAAUGAGUGGAAACUACAGCAUGAAGAAGAAAAAUUGGAGAGGCAGAAAUUAAGGGAUGGAGAAGCCAGUGAUGAAGAAGAAGAGUACGAGGCUAAAGAAGUAGAAGUUGAGGAAUUGUUGGAUGUGUCAGAGGAGGUUCUUUCUUUUGAAUUUGGACAGGAGUAAGCUUAAGCAGUAUUAGAGAUAUACCCAGAGCUCAUACAGGUUAUAAAUCAACUUGGCACUGAAGUUGUUGUGGAGGUACACGAAAAGCUUGGCUUUAGGACCAUAAGUAAGUUCAGUGUUUGAGUUUUUCUGUUAGCGACUUAAUGGUUGGUGUUUUCUUUCAUCUAACAUCCCAGUGGAUCUGUAUUAGUUUCGUAAAUUUUGUUAGUCCUGAUAAGGAUAUCAUUUAUUUUAUGAUGCUUAUUCUUAUUUUGGAACUGACCUGCGAGGCCUAUUCAAUUUUGUCAGAUAAAUUUCAGUUUUUGAAUUUCA
Molecule: messenger RNA, 2581 nt
Organism: Ricinus communis (castor bean)
Lineage: Eukaryota; Viridiplantae; Streptophyta; Magnoliopsida; Malpighiales; Euphorbiaceae
Product: eukaryotic translation initiation factor 3 subunit B
Exons: 11
Coding region: 107-2269 (720 amino acids)
Biological process (GO): translational initiation
Cellular component (GO): eukaryotic translation initiation factor 3 complex
Molecular function (GO): translation initiation factor binding; translation initiation factor activity; RNA binding
Source: RefSeq, a predicted model, not a curated record